Molecule: messenger RNA, 2212 nt
Organism: Ciona intestinalis (vase tunicate)
Lineage: Eukaryota; Metazoa; Chordata; Ascidiacea; Phlebobranchia; Cionidae
Product: phosphoglucomutase-1
Biological process (GO): carbohydrate metabolic process
Cellular component (GO): cytosol
Molecular function (GO): magnesium ion binding; phosphoglucomutase activity
Source: RefSeq, a predicted model, not a curated record
UUAUAUUGUAUACACUUUAUGUAAUCAGAGUUCGUAUUCAAACAUUUAUACAUACCGACUCUGCCUGUGAUUUAAUAGGCCUAUCAUGACUAAUUUUGGUACUGUAUUUUACAUUAAUUUAUCUAUUGUUUAAAAUAAUUAUUGUUCCUUAAACUUUUUUUACCUUAACAAUAACGGUUUUGUAGUAUUACUAUUUUGUUGUUCCUAAAAUAUCCUUACCUUUAGGGAUUAGUAAACCAUAUCAAUUCCUGUUGCCAAUAUGAGUAUUGUUAGUGUCCCUACGUCUGCAUAUGCUGACCAAAAACCUGGCACCAGUGGUUUAAGAAAAAACACCCAAGUAUACCUCACUCAAAAGCAUUACACGGAAAAUUUCAUUCAAUCAAUCUUGCUUAGUAUUGAUGAAAAUGAGAGAAAAGGCUCCACUUUGGUUGUGGGGGGCGAUGGUAGAUAUUACAUGAAAGAUGUAGUUCAAAUUAUUAUUAAAAUGGCAGCUGCGAACGGUGUCGCAAAAUUAGUUGUUGGACAGAAUGGUAUUCUGUCAACACCAGCUGUAUCUUGCCUUAUACGCAAGUAUUCUGCUACUGGUGGCAUUAUACUAACUGCUAGCCAUAACCCUGGUGGGCCCAAUGCUGACUUUGGAAUUAAGUACAACACUUCCAAUGGAGGGCCUGCACCAUCUUCAGUAACCGAUAAGAUUUUUACAAUUUCUAAAUCUUUGGAGUCUUUUCAAACCUGCCCUGAUAUUGAAGUGGAUAUUAGCUCUAUUGGAAGCAAUGCUUUUAAAGUGGGGGGUAGUGAUUUUACCGUUGAUGUGGUAUGCAGUGUUAAAGAUUACGUUGAAAUGAUGAAAGAGAUUUUUGAUUUUGAGUCAAUAAAGUCGUAUGUAACGUCAAAAAAUCUGAAACUUUGUUUUGACUCUUUGCAUGGUGUUAUGGGGCCGUAUGCUGACAAGAUUGUUUGUGGGGAGUUGGGAGCAGAUGCGAGCUCAAUUGUUCAUUCUAUUCCUCUGGAGGACUUUGGUGGAGGACAUCCGGACCCUAAUCUCACUUACGCUAAAGCUCUUAUGGAUAAAAUGAAAAAAGGGGAGCAUGAUUUUGGAGUUGCAUUUGAUGGAGAUGGAGACAGGAACAUGAUAAUAGGAAAGAAUGGCUUCUUUGUGUCACCAUGUGACUCUUUAGCUGUAAUUGCUGCUAAUCAUGAAGCAAUUCCAUAUUUUCGAAAGCAUAAAGUGAGUGGGUUUGCCCGAAGCAUGCCUACAAGUGCAGCUGUGGAUCAUGUAGCCAAGGGCUUUGGAAUGGAGAUGUUCGAGACUCCAACUGGAUGGAAAUUCUUUGGGAACCUCAUGGAUGCUGGGAAAAUUUCGCUCUGUGGAGAGGAGAGUUUCGGAACUGGGUCGGAUCACAUCAGAGAAAAAGAUGGAAUGUGGGCCGCUCUUGCGUGGCUUUCAAUCCUCUCGCAUCGAAAAAUGUCCGCUGAAGAGGUUAUUAUUGAUCAUUGGAAGAAAUAUGGAAGAAAUUGCUUCACAAGGUAUGACUAUGAACAAGUGGAUUCUGAAGCUGCCGGUAAAAUGAUGAAAUCUUUGGAACAGAUGACUGAAGAUCAAAGUUUAGUUGGUUCAACACAGUCUGGUGCUGGAAAAACUUACACUGUACAGUUAAUGGAUAAUUACAGGUACACAGAUCCUAUUGAUAAAAGCAUUGCAGAAAAACAAGGAAUCAGAAUCAUUUUCUCUGACGGUUCACGUUUAGUGUUUCGUCUCAGUGGUACAGGUAGCAGUGGUGCUACAGUACGAAUGUAUGUGGACAGUUAUGUCUCAAGUGAUGAUGCAACACUGGAAGCUCCUGUCGCAGAUGUGCUAUGUCCUCUUGUUGAAAUUGCUUUGAAAAUUUCUCAGAUUCCGGAGCUGACAGGCCGUACAAGCCCUACUGUUAUUACGUAAUGAAUAGAUUAAUAUGUAUUUAUGCAUGCAAAUAGUUAUCUGUGUGGCUAACUUUAUAUAUUGGUGACUUUAUACUCUUUAACUGUGCUUAUCUGCCAAAACAUAUUAUAUUAGGCCUAAUGGGUGUACAUGAAUUGCAGUAUAUAUAUAUGUGUUUAUUUAUUACAGUUGGUCGUUUUUAACCUAUGUUAUUAAUUCAAAAUGAAAGAUUGGUUUUGCACUGUAUUUUGAAAGUUCAAUAAAAGUUAUAUGUUCUGCUGUGCAAUUGAGAAA